AUGAGAAGGCCAAGGCAAAACCUCAAGGGAAGCAUAACCCAAGAGGAAGACCUCGCAGAAUGGUAUACGCAGACCCUGACCAAGGGCAAAUUCAUUUCCUAUUAUGAUGUGCAAGGUAACAACAACAAAGCACAAUGUGGACCUGAACGAGGACUUACAAUCGUGCAGGUUGCUACAUUCUAG
Messenger RNA from Verruconis gallopava, 183 nucleotides. RefSeq lists its product as uncharacterized. The transcript is spliced from 2 exons. The record is from RefSeq and is a predicted model, not a curated record. Bases 1 to 183 code for a protein of 60 amino acids. NCBI's taxonomy places the organism in Eukaryota, Fungi, Ascomycota, Dothideomycetes, Venturiales, Sympoventuriaceae.